Populus nigra (black poplar) is the source of this 1865-nucleotide messenger RNA. RefSeq names its product probable inactive purple acid phosphatase 29. Lineage: Eukaryota; Viridiplantae; Streptophyta; Magnoliopsida; Malpighiales; Salicaceae. Bases 252 to 1427 code for a protein of 391 amino acids. Gene Ontology annotation, molecular function: hydrolase activity, acting on ester bonds. The record is from RefSeq and is a predicted model, not a curated record. Gene Ontology annotation, cellular component: cytoplasm. The transcript is spliced from 5 exons.
AGAAUUAAAAAAAGAAAAAUUAUCUUUGAUGAUCAAAUAAAUUUCUACCUUUUCUGUAUCUCUGUUUAUUCAUCCUGUGACAUGUGAUGAGUAUCCGAAUUCAGCUUUGUUUGUCUUGAUUGCGAUUCUGACUUGCGCACAUCAGCUCAGCUCUAGGCUAUAAGCCAAGCUAGGCUCACGCUCUGUAUCUAGCAGCAAGCAACUGCAAAAGGGCAUCGGGGUUUGCAAACCAGACUGAGUAGAGAACAACAAUGGCGAAGAAGAACAAACCAAGUCUUUCGCUUUCUCACUUUGUUGGGGUAGUGGUUUUUUCUCUCUUCUUCGUUCCAAAAUCCGUUUUGGGUGUGAAACAUGAGCUACGUUUUGGAAAAAAUGGUGAGUUCAAAAUACUGCAAGUGGCAGAUAUGCACUUUGCAGAUGGCAAGACCACGCCUUGCCUUGACGUGUUCCCAAAUCAAAUGCCUUCUUGCUCCGACCUCAACACUACUGCCUUCGUUGAGCGCAUGAUUCAAGCUGAGAAACCCGAUUUUAUUGUUUUCACUGGGGAUAACAUCUUUGGCUUUGAUGCCACCGAUGCUGCAAAAUCACUGAAUGCUGCCUUUUGGCCAGCAAUUGAAUCGAACAUCCCAUGGGCUGCUGUUUUGGGGAACCAUGAUCAAGAUUCUACUUUGUCAAGGGAAGGAGUCAUGAAACAUGUUGUUGGCCUUAAGAAUACUCUCUCUCAAGUCAACCCUGCUGGGGCUCACAUCAUUGAUGGUUUUGGGAACUAUAACCUGGAGAUUGGCGGGGUUAAAGAUUCAUGUUUUGAAAACAAAUCAGCUCUUAAUCUUUAUUUCCUUGAUAGCGGAGACUAUUCCACCGUUCCGGCAAUCCCUGGCUAUGGUUGGAUCAAGCCCUCUCAGCAGCUUUGGUUCCAACGCACUUCUGCAAAGCUUCGGAGAGCCUACAUGAGACAGCCAGAGGCUCAAAAAGGACCUGCACCUGGGCUGGUGUACUUUCACAUCCCAUUGCCUGAAUUUGCAAGUUUUGAUUCAUCAAACGUCACAGGGGUGAGACAAGAAGGCAUCAGCUCUGCUUCUGUGAACUCGGGUUUCUUCACAACCAUGGUAGAAGCUGGGGACGUGAAAGCUGUUUUCACAGGACAUGAUCAUCUCAAUGACUUCUGUGGUGAGCUUACUGGUAUACAACUUUGUUAUGCUGGGGGUUUUGGAUACCAUGCCUACGGGAAGGCGGGGUGGUCAAGGAGGGCAAGGGUGGUGGUAGCAUCCUUGGAAAAGACAGAGAAAGGAGGUUGGGGAGCUGUCAAGUCUAUCAAAACAUGGAAGCGCCUUGAUGAUGAACACCUUACUGCUAUAGAUGGUCAGGUCCUUUGGAGCAAGAGUCGUGCAGGAGUACGUAGAAAGAAGCAGGUUGGUGAUGCUGAGUGAUGAGCACAUGAGAUGGCUUACCACGAGGAAAAUAACGUAAGCUGCUGGACACACAUAAGAAUCUGGGAAUCAAAGGAUCAUGGAGCUUUUGGAUUGUUUCUUCAUUACUGAUGUGGGAGUUUUUCAAUGCCUCUGACUGAAAACGAAAUUGAAGGUAUCACGACAGGGAUGGCUGAAAUUCUGUCAUCCUGCUCAAACAGGCAGUCAUGCAGAUGUGCAAUAUUCAGUCCUUUUUCCGCGAUAUCCAAUCAUAAAUCAUGAGGAAUAUGUCAAGGUUUUUCUAGAAUGUAUUAAAAAUGCUAUAGAAAAUGUUAUGAAUCGUGUGGAAAUUGUCAAGGAAAAGGUAUCAAAAGACUAAAUGUCUUCGGUGGAGAAGCCACCUUAGCGAUACAUGCAACUCUAUCAUAUACACACCAUUUAACUUGCGCCACUUAAAAA